UUGUACGUGCUUCCUGCUUUCUCCUGCGUCACUGUGGGAAGAAGGCAUGAGGAAGAAGCGCUGAGGGAGGGAAGGUUUGAGGAUGAUGAUGUUCAGCAGGUGAAGAAAAGCGCUGCAGGUCAGAAAUGGACUUUCUGACACUGUUCUCUGUCUAUGUGGCGGUCGUGCUGACCUGUAUUGUUUUGGUGUGUAAAUAUUCCGGGCAGCAGCAGACUCCACUAGGUCGCCUGUUCAACACUGUCACUCAGGUUGCUUCUCCCUGGAUUCCACAAUGCAUUCAGAACAUUUCCAACAGAACUGUACACAGGCUCUUUCACCAGAGAAACAACUUCUUCAUUUACUUGCACCUUAUACUGGAGGCUGCUGUGUAUGCAGAAUACUCUUAUGAGGUAUUUCAGUUCUGUCUGGAAAUGGAAACUACAAUGGUGAAUGUGUGUGUUCCAUAUGUUCUCCUGGCAAUAAAGUCCUGCAUCUUUUACCUCUGCUGUAGGAGAGAUCCUGGUACGCUUACAAAGAAAAACCAUGCAGCUCAGCUGAAAGUGUACCAGUAUGAUGAGCAGUUGUUUCAAGAGGGAUCUAUGUGUCCAACAUGUCAGUUUGUGAAACCUGCAAGAUCCAAACACUGUAGGGUCUGCAACCGAUGUGUGCAAAGGUUUGACCACCACUGCAUCUGGGUGAACAACUGCAUUGGUGCUCAGAACACAAGAUACUUCCUGCUGUACCUGCUGAGUGUGUGCGCCAUGGCAGGCGAUAUUGUGGUGUUGACUGGGGACAUGUUGUUUCAUGUAGUCGUGCGAUCUGGCCUCAUGCAUGCACGCUACAUCGAUGAGCAAGGACAGGAGCAGCCUUCGGGAUUGCUUUUUAUCAUACAGCAUCUCUUCUUAACCUUCCCCAGGAUAGUCUUCAUGCUCGGCUUCCUGGUGUUUGUCUUCUUCCUCCUGGCAGGAUAUUCCCUGUUUCACUGUUAUUUGGCCGUGGUCAAUCAGACUUCCAACGAAUGGUUCAAAAGGAAAGGUCACAGUUGUCAGCAUUGUCACCCAGGCUCUGGACAUCACUCCCACACCUCUUAUAAUCCAAUGAGAGGUUUUUACAACAAGGGAAUUCUCAAAAAUCUCAAAGAGGUCUUCUGGCCUUUAUCUCCAACUCGGAAAAAAGACAAUUAGAUUAUGUUCAGUGUGUUUUUCCCUCUCCCUCAACUGUAUUUUUAAAUGUUUUGUUCUGUGCUGGUUUGUUGGACGUGUUGUUUGCAAUAAAUGUUUUUUAUCAGAAA
Astyanax mexicanus (Mexican tetra) is the source of this 1270-nucleotide messenger RNA. RefSeq names its product zinc finger DHHC-type palmitoyltransferase 4 (gene zdhhc4). Lineage: Eukaryota; Metazoa; Chordata; Actinopteri; Characiformes; Acestrorhamphidae. Bases 126 to 1163 code for a protein of 345 amino acids. Gene Ontology annotation, biological process: protein targeting to membrane; peptidyl-L-cysteine S-palmitoylation. The record is from RefSeq and is a predicted model, not a curated record. Gene Ontology annotation, molecular function: protein-cysteine S-palmitoyltransferase activity. Gene Ontology annotation, cellular component: Golgi apparatus; endoplasmic reticulum. The transcript is spliced from 7 exons.